AUGAUCUCCCUCAACCUGGACCACACUUUCUGUUUCUAUAACUGGCAUGCUAAAGUGCUCAAGACCCUGCGAGCGUACAAGCUUUACCACCUCAACGACUCAUCUAUCGAACGACCCCUUUGCAGUGAUCCCGAUGCUGGAAGAUGUUUUAAGUUUUCCGUCUGGGUCAGCCGAUGGAUGAUGAGCUGUAUUAGACUUGUUUUUGGGGAAGAAGUUCUUCUCCGAGGCCGCGAUAUCGAGUUUGCUGAUGGUUUCAUGCGAGAUUUGAGAGAGUUUCUCGAUUGCGAGUCUCAGCUCCAGGAGGAUCGCGUGCUUUCGCAUCUGAAAAGCCCAGCGGGAUGA
This is a messenger RNA of Penicillium soppii, 342 nucleotides long. RefSeq lists its product as uncharacterized. The transcript has a single exon. The record is from RefSeq and is a predicted model, not a curated record. The coding region runs from base 1 to 342 and encodes 113 amino acids. Lineage: Eukaryota; Fungi; Ascomycota; Eurotiomycetes; Eurotiales; Aspergillaceae.